Molecule: messenger RNA, 896 nt
Organism: Euleptes europaea (tarantolino)
Lineage: Eukaryota; Metazoa; Chordata; Lepidosauria; Squamata; Sphaerodactylidae
Gene: PSMD8
Product: proteasome 26S subunit, non-ATPase 8
Exons: 7
Coding region: 28-891 (287 amino acids)
Biological process (GO): proteasome-mediated ubiquitin-dependent protein catabolic process
Cellular component (GO): nucleus; cytosol; proteasome regulatory particle, lid subcomplex
Source: RefSeq, a predicted model, not a curated record
CGUGCUCCCUCGCCUGGUUGCCGAUUCAUGGCGGCAGCGGUCGCGACGAUGGCCGGCGCCGGAGGGCCGGUGCUGAACGGGGCGAACGCGGGCGCCGCGGGGCUGAAGGAGGCAGCCGGCAUGUACGAGCAGCUGCGGGCCGAGUGGAACCGCAAGAACCUCAACCUGGGCAAGUGCGGAGACCUCUUGGGGCGCCUCAAGUUAGCCCUGCUGGAGCUCAACUUUCUGCCCACCUCAGGCACAAAACUGACAAAGCAGCAGCUCAUCUUGGCAAGAGAUAUCCUAGAAAUCGGAGCCCAGUGGAGCAUCCUGAAGAAAGACAUCCCCUCUUUUGAGAGGUACAUGGCUCAGCUCAAGUGCUACUACUUCGAUUACAAGGAUGAGCUGCCGGAGUCAGCCUAUAAGCACCAGCUGCUGGGCUUGAACCUUCUCUUCCUACUCUCCCAGAACCGGGUUGCCGAGUUCCACACGGAACUGGAAAGGCUGCCAGCAAAGGACAUCCAGACCAACGUCUACAUCAAGCAUCCGGUUUCUCUGGAGCAGUACCUAAUGGAAGGCAGUUACAACAAAGUCUUCCUGGCAAAAGGCAACAUCCCUGCAGAAAGCUACGCUUUCUUCAUCGACAUCUUAUUGGAUACGGUCAGGGAUGAAAUAGCCAGCUGCAUUGAGAAGGCCUAUGAGAAGAUCCUGUUCAACGAGGCCACUCGAAUGCUCUUCUUCAACCCCAAGAAGAUGACAGACUAUGCCAAGAAGCGCGGCUGGGUCCUGGGCUCCCACAACCACUACUGCUUCAUGGGCCAACAGCAGAAACCUGAAGAUGCCACCAUCCCCUCAACGGAGCUCGCCAAACAAGUGAUUGAAUACGCUCGGCAGCUGGAGAUGAUUGUCUAGCACGU